Messenger RNA from Rana temporaria (common frog), 1161 nucleotides. It is a transcript of the gene VRK1, whose product is annotated as VRK serine/threonine kinase 1. Gene Ontology annotation, biological process: signal transduction; peptidyl-serine phosphorylation. The transcript is spliced from 10 exons. The record is from RefSeq and is a predicted model, not a curated record. The coding region runs from base 74 to 1033 and encodes 319 amino acids. NCBI's taxonomy places the organism in Eukaryota, Metazoa, Chordata, Amphibia, Anura, Ranidae. Gene Ontology annotation, cellular component: cytoplasm; nucleus. Gene Ontology annotation, molecular function: protein serine/threonine kinase activity; ATP binding.
UUGUAGGAAACCGAGCGAUUAAUGGGCCCCUAAUUCUCAGAGCUGAAUUCUACCUGCGUGCUGCAAAGCAGAAAUGAUUCAGCAAUGGACCAACUCUCAUAAACUGGACUACCUUGGUGUGCCCAGAUACUGGGGCUCUGGACUGCAUGAAAAAAGUGGAAACAGUUACAGGUUCAUGGUGAUGGAUCGAUUUGGGACGGAUUUACAGAAGAUUUAUGAGGGUACUGGGAAACGGUUCCCUCACAAGACUGUAUUGCAGAUGGGGUUAAGACUGAUUGACAUUCUGGAGUAUAUACAUGAGCAUGAAUAUGUACAUGGAGAUAUCAAAGCUUCCAAUCUUCUCCUUCACCACAAAUAUCCCAAUCGGGUAUUCUUGGUGGAUUAUGGUCUUGCCUAUAGAUACAGCCCAGAUGGUGUUCACAAGGAGUAUAAAGAGGACCCUAGGAGGUGUCACAAUGGCACAAUAGAAUUUACAAGUAUUGAUGCUCACAAAGGAGUCAAUCCUUCAAGAAGAGGCGACUUAGAAAUUUUGGGUUAUUGUAUGAUUCAGUGGCUCUGUGGCAAGCUGCCUUGGGAAGACAAGUUAACAGACUCAACUUAUGUUACCAACUCAAAAAUAAGGUAUUGUGAUGAAAUCCCAACACUUAUGGACACCUGCUUUCCUGGGAAAAAUAAGCCGGGUGAAAUGGCAAAGUACAUGGCAGAAAUUACUCAGCUGAGCUAUGAAGCUAAACCUCCAUAUCAGAAGUUAAGAAACAUUCUUUUACAAGGUCUGAAGGCAUUGGGUAGCAAGGAUGAUGGGAAGCUGGACUUCCCUGGUGCCCAGAAUGGACACGUCCCUGCAAAGGAUCGAAAGAGAAAGUUAACCAAGGCUUCGGAGGAGGAGAAAGAAGAAGAAGAAGAAGAGGAGGAGGAGAGUUCACUGGUAGUGGUGAGGAAGAAAUCGUCCAGAGGUCGCCCUUUAAAGUCUGUUUCAAAACCUUCAGAACCACCCGCAGAGGGAUGCAGACGUGGACGCAGCCAACAUAAAUAGUAUUGUGUUUUUUACGUGUGUUUUUUAUGUUUGUAUGGAGAAAGUAUUCAUUAGUUAUUAUCUUUUCAGAAUAAACCUUUUACUGAAUAUUUUGUGUUUUUUUUAUGUAUUAAAUGAGGUAAUCAAAA